Molecule: messenger RNA, 1903 nt
Organism: Abrus precatorius (Indian licorice)
Lineage: Eukaryota; Viridiplantae; Streptophyta; Magnoliopsida; Fabales; Fabaceae
Product: pyruvate dehydrogenase E1 component subunit beta-3, chloroplastic-like
Exons: 4
Coding region: 271-1491 (406 amino acids)
Biological process (GO): pyruvate decarboxylation to acetyl-CoA
Molecular function (GO): pyruvate dehydrogenase (acetyl-transferring) activity
Source: RefSeq, a predicted model, not a curated record
CACAAGAAAGAUCGGUGCUGGCGAUGGAAACUAUGCAAUUCUGCAUUUUUGUUAAGGCUAACUGACAAGUGAGGGUGAGCAAACAAAACAUCAAUAACUAUUAACUAACAAAAUAAAGAAACAAAGAAGCUUUGUGACUGCGAACAUAGAUGUACAGACACACAACACAACACAAACUACAAACGUAGCUUAUUGUUAUUUUUCCUUAAUUUCUCCGCCUACAGAUAAAUUCUUUGGUUCUCUACAUUUCCAUCCUUCUCGGGUGAUCCAAUGGCGACCCUUUUCCAGGGAUUGGGAGCUGUCACGGCAUUCUCUCCCUCCAAUUCAUUUGACUCCAACACCUUCCUCCUUCCUUCUCGUAGAUCCCUCUCAGAGAGGAAGGCUGGGAUUUUUGUUGUCAGAUCUGAUGCAAGGGUAAGCCAAGUCCUGAAGACAGGAGUUCGAAAGCAUGAAUUGUUGGUUACUAAUGCAGUUGCAACAAAGGGAGGCAGUUCCGUGGCUUCUACAUCAAAACCUGGGCAUGAACUUCUCCUUUUUGAAGCCCUACGUGAAGGCUUGGAAGAAGAAAUGGAGAGGGAUCCUUGUGUAUGUGUCAUGGGUGAAGAUGUAGGUCAUUACGGAGGAUCUUACAAGGUGACUAAAGGACUGGCCGAAAAGUUUGGUGACCUUAGAGUUUUGGACACCCCUAUUGCUGAAAACUCAUUCACAGGCAUGGGCAUUGGAGCUGCCAUGACUGGUCUGAGGCCAGUUGUUGAAGGCAUGAACAUGGGGUUUCUACUUCUGGCAUUUAACCAGAUCUCUAACAAUUGUGGUAUGCUCCAUUACACCUCUGGAGGCCAGUUUAAGAUACCAAUUGUCAUUCGUGGACCUGGUGGAGUUGGGCGGCAACUUGGAGCAGAGCACUCACAGAGACUGGAGUCAUAUUUUCAGUCAAUCCCUGGAAUCCAGAUGGUAGCUUGCUCAACUCCUUACAAUGCCAAGGGCUUGAUGAAAGCUGCAAUCCGAAGUGAGAAUCCUGUGAUUUUAUUUGAGCAUGUUUUACUUUAUAACCUCAAGGAGAGAAUUCCAGAUGAAGAGUAUGUAUUGUCACUUGAAGAAGCUGAGAUGGUUAGGCCUGGGGAGCAUGUCACAAUAUUGACCUAUUCCAGGAUGAGGUAUCAUGUUAUGCAAGCUGCCAAGACACUGGUGAACAAGGGGUAUGACCCUGAAGUAAUUGAUAUCAGGUCUUUGAAACCAUUUGAUCUUUACACUAUUGGGAAUUCGGUGAAGAAGACGCAUCGGGUGUUGAUUGUGGAAGAGUGCAUGCGGACAGGUGGAAUUGGUGCUAGUCUGACAGCUGCUAUCACUGAAAAUUUCAAUGACUAUUUGGAUGCUCCUAUUGUAUGUUUAUCCUCUCAAGAUGUGCCAACCCCUUAUGCUGGAACAUUGGAGGAAUGGACAGUAGUUCAACCUGCUCAGAUUGUGACAGCAGUUGAGCAGCUUUGCCGGUGAUUACUACAAAAACACAUACAAUUAGGACAUAAUUUUUUGGUAAAGCUGUUGUGCUUGUUAAGUUAAUCUAGAACUUUCAUCGUGAUUUCUCUUUCUUUCCUUUUCUUUCACUUCUGAAGUCUAAACCUCCAAAACUUUGAAUUGUUAUUUAAUUUCUGUUAUCCUUUGCAAUUUUGUUAAAGAAUAUUUAGAACUGUCAUCCCUAUCCAACUCUUUCUCAAUUUGUUCAUCUGCAUCAUUGUUUAGUGUGUAAGAGUUAGGUAAAGCCCUAUAACUAGGAAGGUAUUUGUAAUCAAUGCUGAAGGCAGCAAAUGUUUGCUAUAGACUUAGUUUAUUUUGAAUUCAUUUGUAUGGAUGUAGUUUGCUUUCACGGAUUUUGAAUUUAUUAUAUUGAAUUUUAAGAGUUAGACUU